AUGUCCGAGUUCGCUAUUCCUGGGACUCCAGAGUUUUCCGAUUUAACGUCCUCUACGGCACCAACUGCGACUACGAAGUCAGCCGGUCAAUCCGUAGAUACUGAUACUCCCCAACGCACAGCGUCGGAUUUUGUUUCCUCCAUCUUCUCUCACAUCUCCGCCUCGACCGCUUCCUCAUCUCAGCGUUCUCACAAGAUUAUGACUAGGGCCAGUGACAAUUCACGGGCUCACAAAGGCGAAAAUGUAGCCGCCGGAUCAUUCCCUUCGGAACCGAUACUGCGAAACGUCACCGAACAAUCUACAAUGGAUCCUGUUUUCUCAGGAGAUCUGACGGCGAAUGGUGCUGCCCCCUCAUCCUCCUGGUUCGCUUUUCGUCCCCUUUGUCUCACUCCAGUGGACGGUAAAGCAAACGGUUCCACCCCCUAUCCGACCCAAUCAUCGCCUUUGAAUUCAAGUCUCAGUUUUGGUCCGGAGGGAUCCGUGAAUGGUAUCGCCUUGCCUAUCAUUUUGUCUGCUCCAGACAACACAGUGCUGUUAGCCAAUCCGAACGCUAGCCGGGCGCGUCUGGAGCUAGCACGUCUGCUGGCAACGGUG
Messenger RNA from Dibothriocephalus latus, 594 nucleotides. The record is from the annotation of a GenBank genome assembly. NCBI's taxonomy places the organism in Eukaryota, Metazoa, Platyhelminthes, Cestoda, Diphyllobothriidea, Diphyllobothriidae.